UCUAUUUUCUAUUUAUGCUGUGGCUUUGUGUCAGUGUUUCUUUCCUUGUUGAUUUCUAAAUUUCGUAUUAUUUAUUUAGAAACUUGAUGCAAAAGUUUACUAAUGUAAUAAUAUUCCUAACUAUUCAAACGACCCAUUUUAUUCUUCAUAUAAACCUAAGUUAAACAUAUCCUCAAAAUGGACGGAAAAACAACAAAAAUGCCGAAGGUGGCAAAGGUUAAAAACAAAGCUCCCGCCGAAAUACAAAUUACUGCUGAGCAAUUACUCAGAGAAGCAAAAGAAAGGGAUCUCGAAAUAUUGCCUCCACCACCGAAACAGAAAAUUUCUGAUCCAGAAGAGCUCAGAGAUUAUCAACACCGGAAGAGAAAAGCAUUUGAAGAUAAUAUCCGUAAAAAUAGACUUGUAAUCGGGAAUUGGCUCAAAUAUGCUCAGUGGGAAGAGUCACAGAAGCAAGUACAAAGAGCUCGCUCAAUAUAUGAACGAGCAUUGGAUGUGGACCACAGAAAUGUUACCCUAUGGCUGAAAUAUACUGAAAUGGAAAUGCGAAAUAGACAAGUCAAUCAUGCUCGCAAUCUAUGGGACCGAGCAGUGACUAUUUUGCCAAGAGUAUCACAGUUCUGGUACAAAUAUACAUACAUGGAAGAGAUGUUAGAAAAUGUUGCCGGAGCCAGACAAGUAUUUGAAAGAUGGAUGGAAUGGCAACCAGAUGAGCAAGCAUGGCAAACAUACAUCAAUUUUGAAUUAAGGUACAAGGAGCUGGAACGAGCAAGAGACAUAUAUAAAAGAUUUGUCAUGGUGCAUCCAGAUGUCAAGAACUGGAUUAAGUAUGCAAAAUUUGAGGAAAACCAUGGAUUUGUGAAUGGCGCAAGAAAAGUAUUUGAACAAGCUGUCGAGUUCUUUGGUGACGAGGAACUUGAUGAAAGACUGUUUAUUGCAUUUGCUAAAUUUGAAGAAAAUCAAAAAGAACAUGAUAGAGCUAGAGUAAUUUACAAAUAUGCUUUAGAUCAUAUUCCAAAAGACAGAAAUAAAGAAUUGUACAAAGCCUACACAAUACAUGAGAAGAAAUAUGGUGACAGAUCUGGCAUAGAAGAUGUUAUUGUUAACAAGAGGAAGUAUAUGUAUGAACAGGAAGUUAUAGAGAAUCCUACAAAUUAUGAUGCAUGGUUUGAUUACAUAAGAUUAGUUGAAAACGAAGGAAAUAUAGACAAUAUUAGAGAUACAUAUGAGAGAGCCAUUGCAAAUGUACCACCAUCAAAAGACAAGCAAUUCUGGAGGCGCUAUAUUUACUUAUGGAUUAACUAUGCAUUAUAUGAGGAGUUGGAGGCAGAAGAUAUAGAAAGAACUAGACAAGUAUAUAGAACUUGUUUAGAAUUAAUUCCACAUAAAAUUUUUACAUUUUCCAAAAUAUGGCUAAUGUAUGCUCAAUUUGAAGUCAGAUGUAAAGAAUUAAAGCAAGCAAGAAAGACAUUAGGAAUGGCUUUAGGUAUGUGUCCAAGAAACAAACUGUAUAGAGGGUAUAUUGAUUUAGAAAUCCAGUUAAGAGAAUUUGAUAGAUGUAGGAUAUUGUAUCAAAAAUUUUUAGAAUAUGGACCUGAAAAUUGCAUGACAUGGAUUAAGUUUGCUGAGCUGGAAACACUGCUAGGAGACAUAGAUAGAGCUAGAGCUAUAUAUGAAAUAGCUGUUGGCCAGCCAAGAUUGGAUAUGCCUGAAAUAUUGUGGAAAAGUUUCAUUGAUUUUGAGGUUGCACAAGGAGAAACUGAGAGAGCUAGACAAUUAUAUGAGAGAUUGUUAGAAAGGACUGUUCAUGUAAAGGUAUGGCUAUCAUAUGCAAAGUUCGAGUUGAAUGCUGAAAAUGCUGAUAACAUGAAUGUAGACCUAGCUAGACGGGUUUAUGAACGCGCCAACGACAGUCUAAGGAGUGCUGGGGAAAAAGAAUCGAGAGUGCUUCUUUUAGAGGCAUGGAAAGACUUUGAAACUGAAAUAGGAGAUGAAAUAAAACUUGAGAAAGUUUUGACUAAGAUGCCUAGAAGAGUUAAAAAGAGACAAAAGAUUGUGAGUGAAGGAGGUAUUGAAGAAGGUUGGGAGGAAGUAUUUGAUUACAUAUUCCCUGAAGAUGAAAUGGUGAGACCAAAUCUGAAGUUGUUGGCAGCAGCAAAACAAUGGCGAAAACACAAAGAAAUCUCAGACACAGAAAGUGGCGUAAACAGUACAAGUGAACAACAAGAGCAACAACAAACAAAAACUGUAUCUGAAGAAAAUGAUGACAACUAGCAAAACAAACUUCAUUUUUUUUGCUAUAAUUACUGUAUUUUGUAAUUUGAAUAAAAUUAAACAAAUCAUUA
Messenger RNA from Galleria mellonella (greater wax moth), 2342 nucleotides. RefSeq names its product protein crooked neck (gene crn). Gene Ontology annotation, cellular component: Prp19 complex; precatalytic spliceosome; post-mRNA release spliceosomal complex. Gene Ontology annotation, biological process: mRNA splicing, via spliceosome; spliceosomal complex assembly. Bases 178 to 2271 code for a protein of 697 amino acids. The record is from RefSeq and is a predicted model, not a curated record. Lineage: Eukaryota; Metazoa; Arthropoda; Insecta; Lepidoptera; Pyralidae. The transcript has 5 exons. Gene Ontology annotation, molecular function: protein binding.